Messenger RNA from Orycteropus afer afer, 1197 nucleotides. It is a transcript of the gene LIPN, whose product is annotated as lipase family member N. Gene Ontology annotation, molecular function: hydrolase activity, acting on ester bonds. The coding region runs from base 1 to 1197 and encodes 398 amino acids. The transcript is spliced from 9 exons. The record is from RefSeq and is a predicted model, not a curated record. Lineage: Eukaryota; Metazoa; Chordata; Mammalia; Tubulidentata; Orycteropodidae.
AUGAUGUGGCUGUUUUUAGCAACAACCUAUUUGAUUUGUGGAACUUUAAAUGGUGAUGGAUUCUUUCAGUUGGAAAAGGAAGUGAAUCCUGAAGUAUGGAUGAAUAUUAGUGAAAUAAUCACUUAUAACGGCUACCCCAGUGAGGAGUAUGAUGUUACCACUGAAGAUGGGUACAUCCUCAGCAUCAAUAGAAUUCCCCAUGGGCGAAAAGAUUCUAGGAAAACAGGACCCCGGCCUGUUGUAUACCUCCAGCAUGCCCUGUUUGCAGACAAUGCCUCUUGGCUUGAGAAUUUUGCCAAUGGCAGCCUUGGAUUCCUUCUAGCAGAUGCAGGCUAUGAUGUAUGGAUGGGAAACAGUCGGGGAAACACUUGGUCAAGAAGACACAAAACACUCUCAGUGACUGAAGAUGAAUUCUGGGCCUUUAGUUUUGAUGAAAUGGCCAAAUAUGACCUCCCAGGAAUAAUAAACUUCAUUGUAAAUAAAACUGGCCAGGAGAAGUUGUAUUUCAUUGGACAUUCACUUGGUACUACAAUAGGGUUUGCAGCCUUUUCCACUAUGCCUGAACUGGAACAAAGAAUCAAAAUGAAUUUCGCCUUGGGUCCUAUGUUCUCAUUCAAAUAUCCCACAGGCAUUUUUACCAGUCUUUUUCUAAUUCCAAAUUCCUUAGUCAAGGUUUUUUUUGGCACUAAAGGUUUAUUUUUACAAGAAAAGAUAGGGAAGAUGCCUUCUAUCAAACUCUGCGACAGUAAAAUACUCUGGAUGAUAUGUAGAGAAUUUAUGUCCUUAUGGGCUGGAUCCAACAUAAGAAAUAUGAAUGCGAGUCGCAUGGAUGUGUAUUUGUCCCAUGCUCCCACUGGAUCAUCAGUACAGAACCUCCUGCACAUAAAGCAGUUGUACCGAGCUGAUGAAUUCAGAGCUUAUGAUUGGGGAAGUGAAGCUGAGAACAUGCUUCACUACAACCAGAGUCGUCCUCCACUGUAUGACUUAACUACCAUGAAAGUGCCUACUGCUAUCUGGGCUGGUGGACAUGAUGUACUUGUAACACCCAAGGAUGUGGACAGGAUACUCCCUCAAAUCAGAAAUCUCAGUUACUUCAAACUAUUGCCAGAUUGGAACCACUUUGAUUUCAUCUGGGGCCUUGACGCCAGUCAACGGGUAUACAGUAAAAUCAUAGCUUUGAUGAAGGAAUAUCCCUAA